CAGCUUUGGGAAAAUCGUCGGAUCCUUACUCUUUUGCAGCGUCGCAUUUUUGUCUUGUACAGUUCAUCUCCUUCCCAUGAGAUCUAUUUUGCGUCAACAAGAUCAACCCCGACUGUUACACCGCCUUCCCAGCCAGCGGCAGUCGAUGCAGGCAUCAUCAUAUUUUCCCCUGGACAACGUGCUCGACGUAUCCUAUCUCGACUCUUCGCUGCCAAAUUCGCGGGAAUGCGACUUUUACACGAAUCCCACUAUUCUCAGUCGUCUGAUUUUGCACCAAAAGUACGAAGCCGCAAUGCGCCGUUCCUCUACGCACAGCGAAGAAGCAAGGACUUGGGUGGUCGUGCGGCGCCAGACUAGUCCGGCUUCUUCCGUGAGCAACCAAGCCGCGACCCCAUCAUCCCCCGCCAAAACGACAUCGCAGCGUUCGAACGUGACUUCCCUGAGCUCGUUGAGUGAAGAUGACGUCAACAACACAACGCUUUCUUCGAACAGAAAUGGUGACGUGAAUUAUCCGGCUUUGAAAGCUCAGCUCGAAAAGCUCAUUGCCACGCUGGUGGUGGCCUUUCCCGAAGCUUGUUCCCAACGCGAUCACCAACACCGGAUGCCUUUGCACGAAGCGAUCUGGUACCGAGCCGGUCCCGAGACAAUUUCGGCCUUGUUGAUUGCCUAUCCCGACGCAGUUUCCAUGCGGGACAAGUACGGCCGCUAUCCCAUGGCGCUCAAUGAGUGCCGAGACAGCCCGUAUCGUACACAGAUUCGGCAUAUGUUACUACAAGGUCGAGACUUUUGGAAUACGGCCCGCACGGAGGCCAAGCUGCGACUCAAACAUCGCACCGUGCCUGCCGAUUUGCAGAGCGUUGCUUCCCAGAGCGUUUUGGCAGCCAGCGUAACCAGUACCGACGACAAUUCAAUGUACACACGUGGUGAUAGUGUACGGCAAGGCCGGGCGGGCCCGGGAUAUCAGCAACUAUCGCCAACGAUAACUGGUUGUGGGGAAUACAAACGUACCAUUACUUCUUGGUCACAGUUGGAGCACCGCACGAAUACACUGGAAGAGAAAUUGGCCGAGUCGAUGCAAGAAAACUACGAAACUGGAAAAGAAGCAACCAAGUUGCGGGUUUCCAAAGCGAAAUUACAAGCAAAGUAUGACGUACUGAUGGGGACGGGCCUCGGAAAACAGAUAGAACUUUUGCAAAAUGAAAAGAUCGCACUGGAAGUUCAAGUUCGCGACCUCCAACAGCUCGCUCCACUUGCGGAAGUGCGAUCUUUUCCUCUCAACCAAGACCACCCUAUGGAUAAACUUGUCCCACAAAAUAUCGUCCUUCACUGUCAGCCCGAAGUGACGGUAGACGUGGAAUUGCAAGUCUUGAGGGAAGAAAAUGUCCGGCUCAAAGCCGGUAUGGGGCUGCUGUCGCAGAAGCAUAAAGAUUACCAACGCCGCUUAGACUUUGCAGAAUCUUUGUUGGACGACAUGGAAGAUCCCGAAGACUUCCCAUUCUUUGACGACAACGCAACCGAUUACAGCACGAUCUUUACAAUUUCUACAGGAACGCCGAAAGAGAAAAGGAUACACACGCCGCGCCGUCCGGAACCGGAGAAGCGGGUCCUGUCGCCCGCACUCCAACAAGUACGUCCCAAGUCGGCAAUGAAAAAUUUCAUGCCGGUGGAGGAUGUCAGUCAGAACAAGCCCGGUUUCAUGGACCCACUUGAUCCAUCGCUGCUGGAAAUGUCGCGAGAAGACGACCUGGAGUCUAUCCUCAAAGGAGCACAAGAAUAUUUUGAUAAGUCGUCGGGCCUCACUCGUCGCCUUGCCGAUAGCAUGUCAUUGCCUACAUCACGCAUGACGUCCCAGAUCACAUUACCAAGCAUUCUUGAAAAGCCCGAUGGGCAAAGCUCCCGUGACAGCCGGUCUGGAAGCUUCAAUAGUGGCCAGUUUAGCACGGAGGAAAAGGAGAGUGCGCUCGACGACGAGAUCAUCGAAUCUAGUCUGCAUACUGCAAUAGCCGGCAGCGACAACUUGACAGUGCUUCUGCAAGAAACAGCCCGGCUCUACAGCGCUCUACCCCGUGAUGCUUCCAUCCCUCCUUCGCUAUCUCCAAAUGUAUCGGAUGUCACGUUGCAGCUGGCACGUAUGGAACUGGAGCAUGGCUCGGUAAACUUCGAAGACCUUUUGGCAGAGGCCGCUCAAAUCUACAGCGGAAGCAGCAAUGUGUCCCACUUCUAA
Messenger RNA from Phaeodactylum tricornutum CCAP 1055/1, 2224 nucleotides. RefSeq lists its product with no specific name. The record is from RefSeq and is a predicted model, not a curated record. The transcript is spliced from 2 exons. NCBI's taxonomy places the organism in Eukaryota, Bacillariophyta, Bacillariophyceae, Surirellales, Neidiaceae. Bases 77 to 2224 code for a protein of 715 amino acids.